Camelus dromedarius (Arabian camel) is the source of this 2379-nucleotide messenger RNA. RefSeq names its product V-set and immunoglobulin domain containing 10 like 2 (gene VSIG10L2). The transcript is spliced from 12 exons. Bases 1 to 2379 code for a protein of 792 amino acids. NCBI's taxonomy places the organism in Eukaryota, Metazoa, Chordata, Mammalia, Artiodactyla, Camelidae. Gene Ontology annotation, molecular function: protein binding. The record is from RefSeq and is a predicted model, not a curated record.
AUGGAGGGUCAGAUGGCCCUCUGCUGGCCGCUCAGUCUCCUGCUGCUGGCGUCCCUCUGCCUGCUGCCUCCAGGUGCCUCAGGGCAGCUCCAUCCAACCCGCGAAGCCCCUGAGGUGGCCCCCUCCAUCCAAGGAGUGCGGGGCGGCUCCGUGGAGCUGGCCUGUGGCUCCCACCCCGCCCCACUGGUGGUCUUCUGGAGCUUCACCCCGCUGGGCUCACUGAUUCCCCAGCCUGUGGCCGUCACCAAUGGAGCAGAGUCCAAAGUGGAGGCCAGGGCCUCAGCUCUGGGGGCCGUGAGUCUGCGGAACAGCAGCCUGGUGCUGGGGGAGCUGCGGGAGGGUGCCCGCGGCCACUUCCUAUGCCAGGCCCUGCACACGGCUGGUGGCCAGCUCCACACCACCUCCUCCUACCUCACUCUGGCCGUGCUGGUGCCCGUAUCGAAGCCACAGGUGCGGCUGAGCGACCCGGCCCCGGUGGAGGGGACCUCCGUGGUGGCCACGUGUGCAGUGCAGGAGGGCACGGAGCCUGUGACCUUUGCCUGGCAGCAUCAGGCACCCCGCGGUCCUGGAGAGGCUCUGGUGGGGCCCACAAAGCGCCUGCUCCAGCUGGACCCAGUCAACCGGACACAUCUGGGCUGGUAUGUGUGCAGUGCCCACAACGCCGUCAACCAGCUGAGCAGCGAUGGCGCCUUCCUGGAUGUCAUCUAUGGUCCAGACAAUCCUGUGAUCACCGUGGAGCCACUGGGCUUCACUGAGGAGGGAUUUUGGGCCAGUGAGAGGGAAGAGGUGACUCUGAGCUGCCUGGCUGCAUCCAACCCACCUAGUCACUACGUGUGGCUCCAUGACCACACUCAGAUCCACACUGGGCCCACCUACAUCAUCGCCAGUGCUGGCCGUGCCCACACGGGCCUGUACACCUGCCUGGCCCGCAACAGCCGCCUGGACACCCGCACGCAGAGCACCAUCCAGCUCAACAUCUACUACCCCCCUGAGGGGCAGCCCUCCUGUACUGUGCUCCCCACCCUUGGGGCUGUGACUUUGGUCUGCUCCUGGCCCGGGGGGCUUCCGGCUGCGCAGCUGCAGUGGGGCGGGCCCCAGGGAACCAGCCCCACUGCCCUCAGCAACAUCACCUGGAGUCACGUGGCCACCCAGCUCCCCAACGGCAGCGUCCUCACCUGCACUGGCCAGCACCCAGCCCUGGUACUGCCCGCCCUCUGCAGGAUCACGCUGUGGGAACCCCUCUGGAGCCCUACCUGCUGGACCACGGCCACAGUCGGAGACCAGUUCAUCGUGCUGAGCUGUGAGUGGCCUGGAGGCGAGCCCCCUGCCGUGCUGAGCUGGCUUGAUGGACAGCAGCGGCCCCUGGGCAACAGCAGCUCCUCGCUGGCCGUCCACCUUCUGCCGGCCCAGGAAGACCUGGCUGGAAGCGAGUUCACCUGCCAGGGCGCUCACCCACUCAGAGUCCCCGACCCCAAUUGCCGGCUCCGGCUAGAAGCUCCGCAGCUGGCAGUGGCUGAGCCCCGGGUGUCAGUGCUGGAGGGGGGAGAGGCCUGGCUGGGAUGUGCCCUCCUGGGCAGCACGCCACCAGCCCAGCUCCUCUGGCUGGGACCCCAGCGACGGCAGGUGGAGCCAGGCACCUCGGGAUUCACGCUGCACCCUGAGGGAGCCCAGCUCCGCCUGAGGGUCCGGGAUGCCGACCCAGCACACCAUGGGGGCACCUACCAGUGCGUGGCCCGGAGCGCCUUGGGCAGCUGCAGUCAGAGCGUCCUGCUGGAGGUCCUGAAAUACCCGGCUCCCCCCAACGUCACCAUCAGCCGCCUGACCUAUGGGAGGCGCCGGAGAGAGGUGCACCUUCAGUGGGCCAUUGAAGGCCCCGGGAACGUGACGGGCUUCCUGGUGCAGCGGAGGGCCAGCGCCCCAGGCCCGGGAGCUGGGGCCUGGGAGACAGCGGCUGGAGACAUCGAGCCGGAGAGCAGGGGCCGGCGCCUGGGGGGCUUGGACCCGGGGGUCCUUUACGCCUUCCGUGUGCUGGCUCUGAACCACCGCACAGCUGGACAUCCCUCUGAGGUGAAGAUACCAGCGGACCCCCCGUUCAGCGCCUACCCUGCGGUGCUGGGUGCGGCAGGCACAGGAAUGGUGGUGGCAACGGUGGCCUCUCUGCUGGUGUUCCAGUAUGCUGCCCGGCACCCGGAGACUUUCCCCCGUCUUGGACGGUUGCUUGCUCCCAUGGAGCGAAGUCACCCCUGUUGGGGUUCAAGGAGAGGCCCCGAGGCCACGGCACGCACUGAAACACCAUCCACCAGCCCAGGUUCGGAUCCUGCACAAGAAUCCCAGGACCCUCCAGUAAAUGUCACCAUCACAGUGACUGCAACGCCAUGA